AUGUGGUCGGAAUUUUUCGCCUCAAUUUCAGAGGUUCUUCAGCCCACGGCUUCUUUGGUGAAAAGCACUGUUCUUGCUUCCAAAGCAGAUGGUACUGUUCGCUUUAAAAGAUGCAAAUGUUGGACUUCCUCCAAUCAAGUCUGCCAUUUUCCACCUAAUCCGUUCCAGAUCGCAGUCUACUUGCAGUGUCUGCUUAAUGAAGCUUAUUCUCCUUCUCCAGUUCUUAACGCGGUCUACAGUAUUGACUGGGCGCUACAGUUGGCUGGCUUAUCAAAAAUCUCCAGUCAUCCCCUGGUUGCUUCAAUGGUCAGCGCGUCUCAAAGGAUUUUGGGCAGGCCAAAGGUCAAAAUGGACCUUAUAACUCCUGAGAUAUUGAAAGCGCUCGUGGAAUCAAAGAUAACCUGA
Molecule: messenger RNA, 405 nt
Organism: Porites evermanni
Lineage: Eukaryota; Metazoa; Cnidaria; Anthozoa; Scleractinia; Poritidae
Source: the annotation of a GenBank genome assembly